GUUCCCGUUCCGCGUUGCGGUAUCACGGAAAUUCACCAUCUCCCCAAAAGUCGCCAACGAGUCAUCUCAGCCUCCCAGCACACGCACCACGCGAUCAUGGACUAGGAACAAAUGAGAAGCGACUCUCGAUGAAGGUAAACAUCCCAGACUGCCCUCGAGCUUGCAGCCAUGGUAGAGCCAGCGUCAGUGGGGACAUUACAGCCUACCCUCCCAGUUCGACCUCCUACAUCUCCUCGAGAGUCGAAUCGAAACGAAAGCAAAGGGAAUUUUAUCAAAAGAUUCUUUCUCGGUGACUCGGCCUCCAAAAGAAACUCAUUGACCUAUAUCACACCCGAGUCUUCUGCCGAAUCACCAGCUGCCUCUCCCAGUACAUCUCUCACGGCACGGAAGAAGGUUGGGUGGUCCAAUUCUACACAAUAUAGUGACGACCCAAGAGCAUCGUUGGACGGGAAACCACAGGCGACCGUCCACACUCUCACGCCAUCUGCCGAACGAAAGCCCACGAAGUCGAUACUCAAAGCACACAAUGGCGGACAAGACAGCCUAGAGGUCAACAGCCCACUACUUCCUCCCCACCAACACAAAAAUUUUGCUGCCAUGCUGGAAUCCAUUGUGCAGCAAUUAGCGGGCAAGGACAGAGGGGGAAAGAUGGAUGCAUACUUGAUGCUGGCUGGAUCUUUGAAAGCUUCGGCAUCUCUCCCGGACCCGAUAGCUCUCAGGGAAAAGAUGAGCCUUCUGCUGCAAUUCAUUACUCGAGAUGUGAAGGAAAAAGCGGAAAAUGGGAGACCGGAUACACCUCUUGUCAUCAACGCUUUACAGCUCUUGUCGAGCUUACUAAGUCUGUCAGACAUCGCAGGAACUAUUGGAGGCGACUUUGGUGUUUUUAUGAUCGAGCAUGCUACCAAUACAUUCGAGGAUCCCAGCAUGUCCAAGGAUAUCGUCAAGCAUCUUGCAUUCGGGCUGUCACAACUGAAGUUUUCACCAAAAGUGAUGACUGCCGAACGAGUCGGAAGGCUGAUCGAGAAUCUGCACACCAUCGAGAGUUUUGUGAAGGGGAAGAGCAUUGUCAUGGGCAGGAUCAACAUCUAUAGGAAUUUACUUCGACAAUCCCGGAUACAUAUGAUUACUCACCCCCUCUGGUUGGAGGAUCUUUUUGCAGACAUGAUGAGCAAUGUCAAGGAAAUCCGAACUUUGGCCAUUGCCUUUGGACUGGAAUCUUCAUACAGCCUUGGAAAUGAAAGCAAAGUCUCUCGUGCGGUAACCAACCUGUUCCAGAUCGAGCAGGAAGGAGGUGGCAAAUUCGCAAUUUUUUACAGCGAGAAACUCAAGACUGCGGUUCAGAAGAAGGAAGAGAUGAUGACGUGCGUACCUCAGAUAUGCAGUAUUAUCUUUCUUUUCCUUCGCGGGAAACCUCGGCAGUUGGAGCAAUGGUCUCAUUUGACAUCUUAUUUGGCAGUUUUCCAAUUGUGUUUCAACUCAGGAGAUACUUCCACGAGAAUAGAAGCCAACUAUGCCUGGAAUCGUUUCGUGGUAGCCAUUCAACCCGACGAGAAUACCAAAAAGAGUUUAAUCAACAUGCUUGCUCAGCCUUUACUAGGGCAACUUAAAUUGCGAAGAUCCAACAGGACUAGGAAAACUGCCAUCGGAAGUGUUUGUAAUCUGCUCUACUAUACACUCAAACCAAACACCACGCCCCCUCAACUGGAUUUCUUUUGGGAUAGUUAUGUGGUAUCCAUUAUUGGCCAAUGUUUGACGCCAACCAAUAUGACUGAUCCGCAAGCGAAGGAGGACCUCCUAGAAGCUUGUAGCAUUUUGCAAAAUCUUUUCGACUCGGGAUUUCAGCGUCCUUGGAAUGAGAAUCGGGUGAUGGCGAAUUACAAGGAGAGCAGUGUUGCUGCGAAAGAACUUCCUGCUCUUGACCCGAAGUGGCUAAGAAGAAAUUCGACCCGGAUUUUCCCUGUACUUGUUCCCAUCAUCCACAAGUUGUUUCUGGAACUCGGUGAUGACUCGGAGAUAUUCAAACUAUGGGUCACAUACGUUCGAUGGAUUUCUUUCCCGGCUAAAAUGGAAGUCAAGGUCUCAAAUGAUACAAUGUCAUGUUUGGCAUCGAUAUUCGAGCUCUUCUACAAGACGUGGCGAGCUGGACCGAACAAUAUUGGAGCGUUGCCAGCUAAACUUGGUCCAUCAAACGCGCAAUUUCUGAAAUCCUUCGAAAAAAUGGUCACAACAAUCACUGCAACUACCAAUGGACUAGGCAUUCUCCCAUUUACUCAACGAGACCUUUGUAUUGGGACACAGGACACAUUCAUUCCAGUCGCCACACCUUCACAGCGGCCAGAUAGAUUAAAAGGAGAGAUCAGAAAGCCUCUUCACCACCUCUUUUGCUUGUUAGCAACCGACUUGCCCAAUUUGGUGUGCGACGACGACUUCAUACAUAUGGCUUAUUCUAUCCUUCUACCCUUUUUCGAAGCGCAACAAUCCAAUCGGCUAGAGUGUAUCAAAUUAGCGACCGACUUAUUAUCACUUUUACCUACAGAAAGUACCCCUUCAACCAAGGGGCUUUGGGAGGUUAUUGCAGACUUUGUCACAACUGCUGUCGAAAUCAGAGACUCCGAAAAGAUUGAGAAUCCCGACCAACCACUAGGUAAAUACUACCAGAGUGUAGUCAAGAUUCUUGAUGCUGGAAUUCGGUACUCGCCUCAAGAGGCCCUUGCAGGUUGGAAGACUUUAUUUGACGCUUUGGCUUCAUCAGCUACCGUCGACUCGGGAAUUUCAGGCAAGGCUAUUGUAGUUCUAGAGCCAGUUGCGAAAUGCCUAUUACUCCACCAACAGAACUCAACAGGCACCAUUGGUAUAUCCUACUACAGUCUACUCGUUUCAAAGGUUGGAUAUCCAAAGAAUCAACAGGCACUUGAUGCCGCAAGGAAACACUUAUGGGGUAGUGCAAUGGCAGGACCGAAGCUUCUGACCUUCGAUCCGUUUGUCAAACUUUAUGAAUACAUUAAGACGACCAUGGUCUUCAGCUACACCAAUUUUGACAAAACUCAACUAGCCGACUGCUCCGAUAUGAUUGCUAUCACGACCGAAUUUAUGGGCCUCUGCCCCGCAGAAUUGAUAUUUGGAUCUCUUGUUAAGAUACAAGAAGGUGUAUCCCAUUGGGUGGUUGAUACAGAAAGGAAGAUUGGCAGUGGCAAUCCUUUAUCCAAAUCGGUAAGCUAUAAAAUCCCGUCUUGCUGAAAUCUUCUAACAAUAUUAGAUCAAUUCCUUCUGGGAUGCAUUUUGUAAUCUUAUCCCCAGAUUUGAGGAGCUUUAUGGUUGCAGCAAAAUCCUUGCUGAGCUCGAAGCAUUGAUCUGCGCGGGGAUUGACAGUACCCACAAGUCAAUUGCUAUUCGAGCCGUCAAAAUGUGGAAUACUACUUUUGGCGUAUCUGAAGAAGCUUUUGAGUAUACCGAGCGAGCUCAGGCCUCUCUUUUGAGAAUCCACGCUGUCGCAGACAUACAGCUACCGUUCAUUCCUGAAAGCGUUUUGAGUGAGGCGGAGGCAUAUGCACAGGAACCUAUGCAGUACGCAGAGACACAGGAAGAUAGUGCAUUUCUCCCAACCACAAGCAUGGAGUUUGUGAUGAAGAAUCAUCGAACACCACAAAAUGGGUCGUCACCUAUGAUUCGAAAGAUGCGUGAAACUACGCCCGAAGUUGUAAUUCAGAUGAGCACUGCCUCUCGUCGAAAGCGCCCACGAGAAGACACCCCUGAGAUGAGUGGCAGGAGGAAAUCACGCAGACGUCAAAGCACGUCCAAAUUACGGCACGAUGAUUCUCAAGUGCAAUUCCAAGCCAUCGAAUCCUCGCCCGUUGCUAAUGGAGCUACUUCUACAUCCCAACUUCUAACAGAUAGGCAGAAGGAGGUCAAAGAGCGACAAAUAGCAGAUGCUGCCAUGUUUCCGGAUCUCAAAACUAGUCCCGAUUUUCAAGCAACAGCAAAAAUGGAAAUUGAGGCAGAACCUCAAUUGCCUCCUCGUCGGUCGUCAUCAAAACCCGGGAAAAGUCGAUCGCCUAGAGUUGAAAUACGACAAACUACGCCAACGCCUCUACCCCCUAGUGAGGACGAUACCUUUAUUAUUUCUUCUCCUACUCCGAAACGUUCGAGUCGACUUGCUGCUUCUGGGCGUUCUGGUGGUGGGUCUCCAUCACUAAUAGUACCAGUGCCGGAGAAGGAUGAACCUGUUCCCCAGAUUGAGAUAUCUUCUGUUGAAGAAGUCCCAUCGUCUCCACCAGAAAUUCCGGGUCGCAAAAUACAUGGACCUAUGUCAUCUGUUGAAGUCCCAUCCGCCCAGGUCCAAACUUAUGCAGUGCUUCCAGAAUAUGCCAUGUCGACGUACCAGUCAACUGAAGCUAGUCAAAACCAUGAUACAACCUACGAUGCAGGUUCCACGAAUCCGAACUUUGCGAGAGUCGACGAGGAAGCACUUCAAGAUUCCAUUAUGGAGGAUGCAGAUUUUCCAUCAGAAGACAAUGCUGAUAUGGAUCAAGUUCUCCCAAUGGAAAUUGAUGAAGCUCUCCGCCCUUCGACUCCGACGCGAACCGAAAUUCCCAAGUCAUCUCAUCGUAGUUCUACCUCGCCUCCUUUUGUCGACGCGCGGUCAUCUCCAGUAUCUUCUGAUAAAUUGGCUCCUAAUGAAGAUUUCUUUGAGGACACUCGUGCAUCACCGCGAUCUAAUGUGCUUCGACGGGGUCACUAUAAGCAGCAGCCGAGGAGUGACUCGAGAAGCGUCGAUGCAGAUGAAAGUAUGGACGAGUCAAGUCUAAUUCGAAUGAUGCAAACUUUUGAUGCAAACCAUCAGCCACCCGUUUCCACAAUCCCAGGAACAGAGAGUCCGCGUCGCGCAACUCGAUCAUCUUCCAGAAGGAAUACGCUGCAAGAUGUUUCAAUCAAUUCUCCCGCUCCGAGAUCAAUUCACAAGACAGCAUUAGCGAAUGCGGCAGCUAAGGAGCCUGGAAAUCCCACAAACGGCCAUGAAUCGAAAUCCGAUAUCCUCAAUAAGCCGACAUCUGUCGAGCCUAUCGUACCAGAUACACUAUCUACUAAUUCCAUGAACAUUCCGAAAAAGAACUCAAAUCCAGAAGAGUCUGGUAUUGAAGCGGAAGUCAAUGAAACCAUUGUUGUUGAUGUUUCCGCGUUCGAGAAUAUGGACAGAGGUUCUGUGAGUAGAAGAUCAUCGCGGAGACGAGAAUCUUUGUUUGCUGGGUUUGAUAAGGGCGAUGGAGUUUUGGGGGAUGCCAGUGAGAUUCCCGAGACCCAGCAGGUUCUGGCUACCUGUAAGUUUUCCGCGGAUCGAUUGUUGGAAGAUCCAUCUCUGAUAUAUAUAACAGUCCCAUCCCCCAAAGUAUCUCCAAUAGAGUCGAUGUUGAAGAAAAAGAGAGGGCGACCGAGAAAAUCUCUUGAAAAUAAGGUAUCACCAACACCGUCACGAGAAGCGAUUCAGUUCCCGGAAGCAACUCAAAGUGAAAGACUAGCCAAGAAUCUUCGAACUCCUUCAAUAGAUCUUGACGCCCCCCCUGAUUUGGGAUUUGACAUUGUAACGCCAAGCAACAGCAAAUCACGAGGCAAUAAGGUAAUGGAAGGUCGUCCAAUGAGCUUUCAACAGCCCGAGAAAGCCACCGGUCGCAGGAGAGAGGAAAAGGGACGAGAAAAGGUUAUUCCAUCUUCACCAUCUCCAGAAGCCGAGACGGCUGAGGGAUCAAUUGGCGGUAAUGAGGAGGCGGAGGCGAGCGGAAGUGCAGCGAGACAGGCUUCACAACAGCCAACGAAGGAAAACGCAGCCGAAGAAGCUCUCCCAGGGCUUUCUGGUGGUUCACCUGCGAUCUCCAAGGACAAAGCUACAUUCAAAAAUGUAGAACUACAAAUGAUGAACUUAAUAGGAAAUUUGGACAUGUCGGAGUUGUCCAAAGAUCAGGUGAACAAGAUUGAGAAUUUGUUUAUGGAUGCAAAGGAAAAACUAUAUGGGGCAGCGAGACGAGGGCGUCAGGUGGGAUUGUGAUUCUCGGGGCAUUUGGCAUUGCACUGCAUUGCGAUUGGAGUUUGGCAUUUGCAAUAGUUCUUUCAUUUUUCUUAUGUUUGUUCCUGGCGAGGGCAUGAAGGGAGAAUGAAAAAAGAUACAUGCAUGAGUAUGGGAUGAGUAAUGAAUGAAGGAGAUGUAGAUAUCAUCUGCCUUCGCGUACGUAAUGUGAAGGGUUUUUGGAGAUGAGAAUCAACACAUCCAGAGAAUUCUUGCCGCCAGUGCUUCUUUCAGUUGUGUCCCGUGUGCUUGAGUGUCUCUUGUAUUGGCUGAUGUGAGGGUCUUGGUGUGGCGUUGGAUGUUUCAGUUUAUAGUGCUUGGGGUGUGACUGGUGAGUGAGAGGGCGAGGUGUGG
Molecule: messenger RNA, 6409 nt
Organism: Hymenoscyphus albidus
Lineage: Eukaryota; Fungi; Ascomycota; Leotiomycetes; Helotiales; Helotiaceae
Source: the annotation of a GenBank genome assembly